CAAAUGAUGUAGUGAUAACUGACAAAGCAGUUGUAUUAGACUGGCAUGGAGGGAGAAUGGGGAAAAAUCCGUUGUAGGCUUCACCGUGAUCUACCUGACGAUACAACACCGGUCCAUCGCAAUGUCCUACAGUCCCGGAUUUAAAAUUAGCUAAUUGUUCUCAGAUCAAGAAGGUUCUGCCAUGCGAAGCAACCUCCCGGUUCCAUGUGGAUCGCAUAACGUCGGGAUUGCAAAUGAAAGAUGAGCGUGAGAGGACUGGGAUCGCCGCAUCCACCCUUUGGGGCGGGAUGUCCUUGCCGGUGCAAAAAAGCAGCAACGCCUCUUUUAAUUUGGUUAGCAAGCCUCUCCUCCAGGCUUCACUUUUGCUACCACGUGCGAGAGCGACUGGAACUGGUGUCCAGCGCGACGGAGCUUCCCUUCCCCUCGCUUCGCUCGUAGGUUCCCCAGCCUAGGGCUGGCGCUUUGCCAAGCAACGGGCUUUUCCGCGCGACUCUUGCAAUGAAAAACCAAAGCAGGCUGGACUAACGAGCAGCGCCGGAGAGCAACCGCGCACGCCUCUCUGCAGCUCCUGUGCCUGCAGAGGGUUGGCGGGCGAGAGCCUGGCCAAUCCCGAGCCUUGCCAUUCCGAGCGCUGACAUUUCUGCGAGCGUAUUUAAACUUUCAAAGAAAGCGAUUUGGCUUCUGGUUUACGUCGGGGCCACGGUCGCCGUUUCCUCGCGGAGAAAGUUUUGGCGAUCUGCGGAAGAGCGCUCUCGUAGCGGUGAAGCGGCAAAUGGGCAUUUAAAGGGGCCCUUGGAUUAAGCCGGCGGGGCGGGAAAGAAGUGCCGCGGCUGAGGCAGGAUUUGCUGUGCGCGGCGUCUGAAGCAGUCGGCAAGCUGGACUCGGAUGGGAGGAUGGAAAUGAAGAGCAUGGAUCAUUAUCUACGCCGUCUGAAACAAGAGUUGUUAUCCAUGAAGGAGGUUGGGGACGGGCUGCAUGAACAGAUGAACUGCAUGAUGGGUGCUCUGCAAGAACUGAAACUGCUCCAGGUCCAGACAGCUUUGGAACAGCUGGAGAUUUCAAGUGACCCAAACCAGGUUUCAGGAAUUGGCCAGCAUAAGUAUUGUCAAAACAAUAAGGAGAUGCCAACGGCAAAGUUUGAUGCCAGCCAAGAGAGUGAGACCCUGCUGGGAAAACAUUAUUUGGACAACUACAGAUCUUCAGCCUUUUUAUGCUCAACUCCUGUGUCACACUCUACCAGCUCAUGUUGCCAUAUUUCUUUGCCAGACACUAACCAUGAACACAUAGCUUCAUCCCUUAGCAGCAUAGGUAGUGAGAAUGACAGUGGACCCUCUUCAGCUGCGAGCACAACAGAGUAUCAUUCACCAAGAAUGUUGGAGUCAUCUAGUGACAACACAACAAGCAGUUGGCUUACUCAAGAUACCAGCUGCUUAUAUGAGACUAAGUCAGUUUGUAAGGAUUGUUGGUUUUCUGAUGAGAACAAAGACUGGACUUGCUCAUUAAUGUCUCAAAGUAGAAACAGACAACCUUUGAUUCUGGGUGAUAACAUCUUUGCUGAUCUAGUUGGUAAUUGGUUGGAUUUGCCAGAGAUAGACAGAAAAGGAGAAAAAAAUGAGGCAUCUCUGCCAAGUAGCAAGUCCCAAGAAUUCUGUAGGAAAUUUUCCCUCACAGCCAAUCUCUUCAAGAAAUUUUUAAGGAGUGUCCGGCCAGAUAGAGACAGAUUACUAAGACAGAAGUCCUGCUGGCUGCCUGCAAAAAACAAAGAGACUGAGAUCUUAAAGCCCCAAGCAGGUGGCAAAAAGAAGGCGCUGUUUUACUUCCCAAUUCGUGGGAGCACACCAAACUCUCAAGACAAAGCCAACAGGUGUGAGAAGAAGGAAGGAAGGAAAGUCAAGCCCAAACCCCAUGGCAAGAAAGUCCACACCACAAUAGAACAGACUCAGUCAGGGUUUGACUUUAACACAGCAGUCUGGGUCUGAAUUCCAAGAUUCAUCAUUUCAGUUGCUAAAACUGUUCUGCCCAAAACUAGAAAGAAAGAAGUAAGAAUAGGGAAAGAAAUAUUUUUCAGACUCGGACCAGGAUGAGGAAACAGUGAAGAAGAGGGUUUCUAUAGAACAAGUUAACACAUAUAAGUAGCUAGACAUUACUACCACAAGCAUAACUUAUAUGACAAAAUGUAUUUCAUAAAUGGAACUAGAAGUCUCCUAGGGUAGUGCUUGCCAGUGUUGAUCGUUUGGAUAAGCUUCAAAUUUGCCAAAUGUAUUCACUUAAUCUCCAGGUCAAAUUGCAACAGAGCAUUAGGUCACAAGUGUGAGUGUGUGUUACAUGCACUUAUGUGUAUGUCUGUUGUGUGUGAUUGGAUUUAUUUUUUUAAGCUCUGUUUUUUUGUGUGUGCACUGAUUCCUGGAUUAUGCACAAGGCAAAUGAAUAAGCACUUGACAAUGAAGUUAAAGAUGAGAUGUAAGUUUGUAAAAAGAGACAGACUGUGGGACUUGAAUGUAGAUGAGUGGAAUUGGUAUAGCCAGUUUAUCCUUCUGGUUUUAACUGUUCUUUUUAGAAAAUAAUUACUUCUGUCUCACCAACCACAAUCCAUCCUGUAUUAGAAUAUGUCUAAAGAGUGCUGUGUUACUGGUAGCCUUCCCAUCACUCCCACAUCCCGAUGAGCAAGAAUUAUUCAUCUUUGAUUUUUGCCUUCAAAGCCUUAAACUCUAGAUGCCUCACUGAAAUCCCGAGUUCUACCAGACUUUUUCCUGAUUUUGUAUUUUCAUUUUGAAUUUCUUACUGUGUUUGAACAUAGUUGCAAAAAUGUAGUUUUCUCCAGGGACCCCCAAGAGUUUAUUAAUA
Messenger RNA from Crotalus tigris (Tiger rattlesnake), 2844 nucleotides. RefSeq names its product inka box actin regulator 2 (gene INKA2). Gene Ontology annotation, cellular component: nucleus. NCBI's taxonomy places the organism in Eukaryota, Metazoa, Chordata, Lepidosauria, Squamata, Viperidae. The coding region runs from base 894 to 1979 and encodes 361 amino acids. The record is from RefSeq and is a predicted model, not a curated record. The transcript has 2 exons. Gene Ontology annotation, molecular function: protein kinase binding; protein serine/threonine kinase inhibitor activity.